AUGGAGCUUGCGCACUUCAGUUUUGCGCAGUUACAGCCAUGCCGUUUCCCUCUCUCCCUUGUGCUUGCAUUGUACCUUGUCCUCAUCUCCUCCUCCACGAAUGAAACCGACAAACUCGCACUCCUCAUGUUUAAGGCCACAGUCAAAGACCCUUAUAGGGUGCUUGACUCAUGGAACAACACCGUUGGAUUUUGCCACUGGUACGGUGUUAUAUGCAACCUGAGACACCAGAGGGUCGCAGUCCUAGACUUGUACUCGCUAGGACUCUCAGGGUCCAUCUCUCCUCAUAUCGGAAACCUAAGCUUCUUGAGAAAAUUUUAUCUCUCAAAUAAUAGUCUCAUUGGAGAAAUCCCUCCACAAGUCGGGCGAUUGCGCCGCCUACUCUUGCUACAGAUAGACAACAAUUCACUGUCCGAAGAAAUUCCCAGAAACGUGUCAGGUUGCUCAAAACUUGUAACCCUCACCAUUGCAUACAACCAACUAACUGGAGUAAUUCCCACAGAACUCGGUUCAUUGUCCAAGCUACAAUAUUUGUCUUUUUAUGAAAAUGCACUCUCUGGGAAUGUGCCUUCCUCCUUUGGAAACUUGUCUUCACUGCAGGUUCUUGAACUCACGGGAAAUAACUUGGACGGGAGCAUUCCCAAUGUUCUAGGUAGCCUGGCAAAUUUAUUAGCUAUAGGUGUCCAAGGAAAUAGAUUGUCCGGCACAAUUCCAUCCUCAUUACUCAAUCUCUCUUAUAUAUUUUGGUUUGACGUUACAGAUAACCAGAUGCAGGGGAGUCUUCCUGCAGACAUAGGCUUGACACUCCCAAAUAUUCAAUAUUUUAGCAUUGGCAGGAACCAAUUUGAGGGACCGAUUCCUCCCUCAGUGUCCAAUUGGACAAACCUAGAGUUUUUUCAAUCCGCAAUGAACAAGCUUUCAGGGAAAGUGCCUUCUUUCGGAAAUAUGCCUGAGCUUUGGCGUUUUGCCAUCUUUGAUAACCAGCUAGGAAGUGGAAAUUCUGAAGACUUGAGCUUUGUAUGCUCAUUGACAAACUCCACCGGAUUAGAGUACUUCGCAAUUGAUAAGAACAGGCUCGGCGGGGCAUUACCCAAAUGCAUAGGUAAUUUCUCGAGCACUCUAUGGUCAUUCGGUGUGAGCGAGAACCUAAUGUUUGGUGAGAUUCCUAGAGAGAUUGGAAAUCUAGUCAACUUGAAUGUACUAAGUAUGUUUCUCAACCAGUUUUCAGGUGAGGUCCCUUCAAAUUUCGGGAAUUUACAAAAUCUAGUGGUAUUGCAAUUAGGCAGUAACAAGCUGAGAGGGACAAUCCCCACUUCUUUAGGAAAUCUAACCAAGUUGAUCGGAUUAAGUCUUGGUUCGAACAACUUUCAUGGGCAAAUUCCUUCGCAUCUAUCGAAGUGUCAAUCUCUCCAGUGGCUUGAUCUUUCUAUUAACAAUCUUAGCAGUACCAUACCCCCACAACUCAUAGGUCUCUCAUCGAUAACAAUCUAUCUGGACUUGUCUCAGAACCAUCUAAGUGGGGUUCUACCCACAGAAGUAGGGAACUUGAGGACUCUAACUGAGUUGGACAUCUUUAACAAUAUGUUGGUAGGUGAAAUCCCAAAUAGUUUAGGGGAUUGCACUGGAUUGACAAUGCUAAGAAUGGGGGGUAACUUCUUCCACGGGUCCAUUCCUCAAUCGAUCAAAUCGUUACGAGGCAUUGAAGAACUAGAUCUUUCACGCAACAAUUUGUCAGGUCAAAUUCCAGACUUCUUAGUGUUAUUUCGUUCCUUAAAACUUUUGAAUUUGUCUUAUAAUAACUUUGAAGGCAUGCUACCACAUGAAGGAGUAUUUAAGAAUGCUACCAUGACUUCGAUAAUUGGCAACGAUGCACUUUGUGGGGGAUUGCCAGCAUUCCACCUCCCCAAGUGCAUCUCCAUGAGCUCCAAGAGAAGAAAAAUCCAUAUAUUGGUAUUGUCGGUUUGUGUUAUUUUUGGCAUUCUUGGAAUAGCUCUUACUCUAGUUUUCUUGUAUCUUUGCUGGUUGAAGAAGACAGUAAAAGAACCAAUUUCAACUUCCAUAGAGGAUUCGUGGCCACACAUAUCUUAUCAAACACUCCUAGAAUCAACCGAUGGUUUUAGUUCAAUGAAUUUGAUCGGUGUUGGAAGCUUUGGUUCUAUUUACAAGGGAACACUUGAGGAGAAUGGUACAACUGUUGCUGUGAAGGUGCUUCAUUUAUUGCAUCGAGAUGCUCUAAAGAGCUUCAUGGCGGAGUGCGAGACAUUAAAGAACAUCAGACAUCGAAAUCUUCUAAAGAUAGUGACAGUUUGCUCAGGUAUUGAUUAUCAGCAAAAUGAUUUUAAGGCCUUAGUUUAUGAGUACAUGGAAAGGGGAAGCCUAGAAAGGUGGCUACACCCAAACCCAACACCAUCUCACGGGAAUGAACCUAUCCAAAAAUUGAAUUCCUUUCAAAGGAUAAAUGUUGCUAUUGGUGUUGCUUCUGCAUUGGAUUAUCUUCAUCACCAGUGCCACAUCCCCAUCGUUCAUUGUGAUCUAAAGCCAAGCAAUGUCCUCUUAGAUGUUGAGAUGGUUGCUCAUGUUGGUGACUUCGGAUUGGCAAAGUUCCUCCUUGGAUCAUCCAGUGAUACCGUGGCUAAUCAGAUGAGCUCAAUGGGCAUAAGAGGAACAAUUGGUUAUGCUCCACCAGAAUAUGCAAUGGGAUGUGAGGUUUCCAGAGAAGGCGAUGUCUAUAGUUACGGCAUCCUCUUAUUGGAGAUGUUCACAGGGUUAAGUCCCACUGAUGACAUAUUUAGAGACGAUUUGACUCUUCAUAGUUUUGUGGCUAAAGCUUUGCCUGGACAAGUGCUGAAAAUUACAGAUCACAUUCUUCUUCAAGAAAGAGAGAAUCAUUUAAGCCCCAACAAUCCUCGGCAUUGGCUCUCCGAAAGCAAUGGCGUAUUUCAAGAGUGCUUGGUUACAGUAUAUAAUAUUGGAGUCGCUUGCUCCGAUGAAGUGCCUGGAAGACGGAUGUGCAUCAGUGGAGCCGCAAAUCAGCUGCAAAAGAUUAGGGAGAAACUCUUCCCAAGGGGUUUACACGGACAAAAAUGA
This is a messenger RNA of Eucalyptus grandis, 3087 nucleotides long. RefSeq names its product probable LRR receptor-like serine/threonine-protein kinase At3g47570. Bases 1 to 3087 code for a protein of 1028 amino acids. The transcript is spliced from 2 exons. Gene Ontology annotation, biological process: protein phosphorylation. NCBI's taxonomy places the organism in Eukaryota, Viridiplantae, Streptophyta, Magnoliopsida, Myrtales, Myrtaceae. Gene Ontology annotation, molecular function: ATP binding; protein kinase activity; protein binding. The record is from RefSeq and is a predicted model, not a curated record.